Paramuricea clavata is the source of this 17591-nucleotide messenger RNA. The record is from the annotation of a GenBank genome assembly. NCBI's taxonomy places the organism in Eukaryota, Metazoa, Cnidaria, Anthozoa, Malacalcyonacea, Plexauridae.
AUGGUCUCCUGGUUUUGGGGGCAGCUCAAGGUAUGAUGUAGUCACGGUAUGAAAAUGAUUCAUGCCAGGUCAAAAAAUCGUUUUUCACAAUAAAUCGUAUCAUACGUUUUUCCACAUAAAUUUAUUUUGGGGGAGGAGCUUUUGAGUUGGGUCCUCCCUGCCUUCCUCUCGGCGGCACUGGAUGGGGCGUGCCAAUUAAUUACAUGAUGAUCAUGCUUCCCCUCAUUCUGGCCUCACUGCCAUUAUAACUUCCAGGUUUUUGUAAACAUUUUGUUUUUUUGUUCAAUUAAUGAUAUCCUGUAUAAUUCUUGUUUAGGUGUUGUUGAAAAAUGGUGCAGACAUGAACGCAUGGGACCAUGACGAUAGAACUCCGUAUCAAAUUGCAAUGCUAUACGGAGAGAGUAAAGAACUUGCCGAGUGUUUAAAAAAUGCAGGUAUUUAUGAAACUGUAAGAGGUUGUUGGUUAUGUGAACCAAGGGUGGAACUACCGGUUAUGUGAACCAAGGGUGGAACUUCAGAGCUUCAAAUUUCAAAAAUUUUCUGGGGGAGAAUGGCCCCGGACCAACUCUGGAAAACCACCAUCUCUCUAACAAAUGUGACCAGAUCUGCCCUCUGAUGUGAGAUUUCCAGUAAGACUGUAAGGACUCACUUGCAGGGGAGGAUCUAGUCUCAUGUGCAAGGAGGGGUGUAGGUUUUCCAUGGGGUGGUGCAUGAGGGAGCCUUACUGCCCACUCUCCUCUGCAGUCUGCAACUCUACUAUCCCAACAUUAUCAUUAUUUGAGACGGCCGAAUCUGCAUGUUCGCUGUUCUGUAAUGUUUUACGUUUCGCUGCUGUCACGAACUACAAUUUACAAAUAGCGAGUAAUUUUUGACUACUUUUUGUUAAAUUUCGUGUCCGCGUGUGCGUUGUACCGGCGGUGGUAAAUCACGUGAUAGAUUAGUAAAAUGCGACAAAUACCGAGUUUUUUCGACGAGCAUUUUGACCAUUUUCAUGUGAUGUGAAAGUUGAAACUUUAUAAAAUAUGCACGCUUUUGUUCACGGCUUUCGUCGAGGAAGCGCAAAGAAAAUAUUGAGUUUUCGUCGAAAAUUUACGUAAUUUAGCGCCUUAGAAAAAUAGAUCGAGGUAGGUAAAGCUUUGCUGUUUUUAAUUUAGCUUAUAUUCUGUUAUUUGUUAUUAUUUUGGUGCCUUAAUUGUGCUCGCACUGAUAUUUUAAUAUUUAUCAAUCAUCAGACGUUUAUGUUUACGAAAGGCCACGUUAUCAAAAUUCUAAUUUUUUUAUAUGCUCAAAUUGAAACGAAGCCAUUGUGCUAGCACUCAGUUAUAUUGUGUGUAAAACUUCAAAUUUCAAAAUUACAUCACAUUCUGUAAAUAGUAUGAACUAAAAAAAUUUAAUACAAUGAAAUAGCAUUCUACUUCGAUAAUUUCAGUCAUAGUCGAGAUCAUAGUUUAAUAAUUAUUUUCAAUCUAUUAUAGUAAUUCACGGUUUCCACGGGUUUUUAUACUUUCAGUAAGCCACAAUGAAGGUACAUUUGUAGGAAAAUAUAAACAUAAUUCGUUUACUUCGAAUGGUCAAUCAGUGAUAAAACCUUGACCUGUUGACCUUGUUAUUACCGUUCGUUGCAACUACAGAUGAACAGUCGCGAAAAGUUUGAAAAAGUUUUGUUAUUUUGACAUAAUAGCUAUUUUUCAAUUAAUAUAUUGAUAUUAAACUUAUUGAAUCAAUAUGUUAAGUUUCAGGCCAGUUGUAUCAAAAUUUAUAAGCGCUUGCGGACCAUAAAAGCGGAUUUCCACUCAGUGCAAAAUGUCGCGCGAUCGACAUUUUGCGAUCACUUUUUUUUAAAUACAAGCAAUAAAACGCAACAGAUCAGGUUGACUGAACGCGUUUUAAAAGAAAGUGAUCGCAAAAAGUUGAUCUCGCGAUAUUUUGCACUGAAUGGAAAUCGGCCUGUCAGGGGCGGGCCUGAAUGCAACUCUCUCCUCCGCAGAGGCUUUAGUCACAGAAAGAUACCAGACCAGAAGAGACAUUCCUAUGUGUUUUGGCUUGGGAAAACGUUCAAAAUUUUUCCGUGCUAUGACGCCAUCCUGGAGUGCACAAAGCACUUUGUACCUAUGUUUGUCCUGUGAAAAACUUCCAUGUGCACUCCAGGAUGGCGUCAUAUGGUGGUGUAUUUUCUCGUCAGCACUCGUAAAACUUCGGACAAAAUAUUGUCUGGGUGACACUUCUGGUCCAGUAUCUAUUCCGGGCUUUAGUUGUCUUAUGAUUUAUCACGAUGGGAUACAUUUCACUACACUUUACAUGGGGGAUCUUGGAACAAGGGCCGAUCCACUGAGCGAAGGAGCAUGGGUGGAAAAGAGUGAAGGAAAAGAAAGGCAAAAGCCUCUGUGGAGGAGGGAGGGCAUGCAACAUGUACGCAUUGCGUACCUAUUUUUUAAAGAGUAGCUGUCAGUGCCUUUUUAAGGAAUUUACCAGGGGGGGAGGCAAAAGAAAAAAAUUCUUCAAGACAGGAAAAAUGUCGGACGUCACGUUUUGAAAAAUUUGUUUGAAUUUGACAUUGCUAUUAUCAACAAACCGUCGAAAAGCGGAAAAUUAUCGUAAAAACGUCGUGAAAAAAUUUCCUUCGGAAAUAACCUUUACUUUGACACGAUGGCUUUGGUUAAAUUUGCUCGCAGCCCACAUCAGAUUAUAGGUCCACUAGCGGCUCGCAACUGAUCAAUCCAGAUCACUUGCUACGCGUAGGAAUUUGAUACAAGUUUUCCAACAUGGGAAGUAAACAAUUAAACAUGUUCUACUUUUAUUUUUCUAAGAAUGGACAACCAAUAGACAUCCAAUAAAGAUCUUUCAAUUUUAUGUGACUAAAAUUUAAAAUCUAAAAUAACUGAAAUUUUUGGGUGAUGCAUUAUCUGUCUGAAGGCCAAUUUACACUACACAACUUUUGCCCAAAGCCUGGUUUCCAUAUGGUCGUAACGGUCGUAAAGAUUGAGUCACGAUCUUUUUCAACAGCCGAAUGUAUAAUUUCAAUGUGGUUUAUAGGUAAAAACUAUUACCCUUUUCAAAUCGAGCGGAGGACUAGGUCUAGUCGCUUGUUUGGAGGGACAAAAAAUAAACAAUAUGCCGAAUAUGGCAUCUAGGAAGUUUUCCUACAUUCCUAAAGUGAUUUGUGCAGCCUGAAACGCAACAAUUUUAAAAAGGAAUCUUUUAAUAUAUAUUUAGCUCGCUCACUAUAACUUGUUGUCCCUCGAAACGUCCCUCCAAACAUCAAGUAGACCCAGUCCUCUGCUCGAGUGGGAAAUGGCUAAUUAUAAUCUGGCUGAUGAGAAAGAUCGUAACUUUAUCUUAUAUGAUCGUUACAACCAUAUAUGGAAACCUGGCUUAAAACUGUUGCAUGCAACGUGCUUACAACUUGAGUUGUACUGUGUAAUUGGCUGCAUGAUCAGAUUAAGACAUAUCAAAUGCCCUUAAAGCGCUGAUGCACUAUGCAACUUGUCUUGCAACUUGUGUCGUAAUUGCAAGGUUAACAUACAUUACAAAAAAUUGCAACGUGUAACAUACAAGUCUCGCAACAUUUUUGUUGCAGGAAACGUUGCGAAAAGUAGAACCUGAUUCUACUUCGUGCAACACUUGCUGCAACAAAAUUGCGAGACAAGUUGCAAGACAAGUUGCAUAGUAGCCCGGGUACCCAAGCCGGCCUGGUUUGGGUAAAAUCUUGCUUUUGUUAUUAUGUCCUACUAAAUUUCAUUUGAAGUUUAUAUGGGAACCGAGCUGGCUAGCCUAAGCGAGAUCCCGCCUCGACUGACCCGAGAUCUAGGGUGCCCAGGCUGGGGAAUUUUCCAUACAAACGCGAUGACCCGGGCUGUCUCGGCCGCUCCUAGUGUCUAAUAAAAUAAAAGGGGCCAAUUAACGAUAGGCAACUUGCACUAAGAGGUCACGUAACCUUGAAUAUACAGAGUGAUGUUUUAAGCAAAAAUUCGUAUUUUUUGUUUUAAAAACUUCAAAAAAGAUAUCUUACACGUUUAGGGUAGGGUGCUUAGUAGAGGGGGAACGCUUUAUAGAGGGUCAUUUGAUGGAGGUUAUAUUUCAUUUUACGUAGUGCUAAAUCUUCUUCUAACUUUAUUUUGUCAAGAUAAGGACGAGGCUAUACGUCGUCUGGAAGCUCUCGAGAAAGGUAAAGCAGAAAAUAAUCGAAUUCCGAUUAUGCUGAUCGGGCAAGGCCGAGGCGGAAAGUCUUCCCUGAUGAGACGUCUUUUAGGAUUACCAAUUCCUCCGCCAUGCCCAUGCCCGUGGCAUUAUAACGACAAACGAACAACAGAAUAAAAGAAAGGGAAUAAAUAAGAAUUCACACAGCUGCAUUAAGUAUCCUACGAGGAGAAAGACGACGUCUCUAUUGGUUCUUCUUUAUAUAUGCUAUGCUCAAUAUUUGCUGAUAUAAUUAUAUAUAAGUCCAGCAUUAUUAAAUUUUACCGUUGUCGUGCUGAGGACACUCGACCAUAUUUUAAAAUUAUGGUUGAUACCUUUUCCCGAUGGUUCAAUACAUUUCUUGAUUUUAAAUUAUGCGUGUCCGGCAUUGAUGUUUUUCGUAAAAAUCCGAUCAACAUUCGAAAAAUGUUUACGUUUUAGCUUCUUUAUGAGUGAUUUUCUUCUAGCAAAAGGAAAGCCUUUCCAGGGCGUGAUUGAGUAAUUUUCGAAAUCUAUUUGUUGAAUAAAAUGGUGUCGGUGCAUAUUUUUGGAGGUUUGAUGGAAAAGUACUUUAAUCUGUGCACACUGGGCCUGUAUAUGUGGCUUGUACAAAACAACCUGAUGAUGUCAUCUACCCAAAAUUUAGUUCAGGCUAAUAAAAAAAAUAAAAGGAGCCAAUUAACAACAGGCGACUUCAUAGGCGUACGGGGCCGCUAAAUUCUGGGGGGGCGGUAGCUUUUUUGCCCAAAAAAUUCCACAUUGCCCAAAAAAUGUCAAAAAAAUUUUUCCGGAAAAAUUAUUUUGGCGAUUUCGGUCAGUGUACCAUUUUCGGUCAGUGUACCAUUUUAGGGGUCAACAUAACACAAAUUUUCCAAAAAUCACAAAAUUUGCCAAAAAAUUUACUUAAUUUUAUACAAAAUUGACAGAAUUUGUCCCAUUUUUUUUAAUUGCAAACCAAAAUUGCCCAAAAAUUUGCCGAAUCUGCCCAAAAAACUGGGAUAUUGCCCAACUGCCCAAAAAACUGGGGGGCUACCCCCCCCCCGCCCCGUACGCCUAUGGGCGACUUGCACUAAGAGGUCCCGUGACUUUAAUCCUUUUGAAAUAGUAGUUAUGGAACUACAAAUCUACAAUGAACAUACAGAGUGAUGGUUUAAGCAAAAUUCUUACACGUUUAGGGCAGGGCGCUUGGUAGAGGCGGGGAACGCUUUAUAGAGGGCUAUUUGGUGGAGAGUAUAUUUCACUUUAUACUAGCCCUAGCUAUAUAUAGCUGAAAGCUAUUUUUACAGUAAUUUUGAAUAUUGAAUAUUAAAUAUUGAUAUGAAUAUUGAUUGAUAUUCAUAUCAAUUUUUUUCUAGACUAAAUACAUAUUUAACGUUGUGUUAGGGUUUGAUUGGCUUUGUUAAAUUUGCUCGCAGCUGGCAUCAGAUUAUAGGUCCACUCGGGGCUCGCAACUGAUCAAUCCAGAUCACUCGCAGCUACGCCUAGGAAUUUGAUGCAAGUUUUCCAACCUGGGAUGUAAACAAUUAAGCAUGUUGCACAAUGAGACUUUAUCUAUUGUUUUUUUUUCUUUGUUUCUGCUUUUAUCCUGCUAAGAAUAUACAAUUACUUUAUGGUUUCCGUGUUUGGAUGGCCUGAUCCAAACACGCGGGAAUGUUGCGAGAGUUAAGAAAAGCGAGCGAAAUCACGAGCCGAAGGCGAGUGAUUUUGCCCGCUUUUCUUAACUCGAGCAACAUUCCCAAGUGUUUGGAUCAGUCCAUCCAAACACGGAAACCAUAAAGUAAUUGUUUUAUAAAAUAACAACAACACGGUAGUCUUCCGUGUUUGGAUGGCCUGAUCCAAACACGGCUUUCGACCAAUCAGAAAACGCGUUAUAUACAUGUUAUUUUAUAAUGUACAAUCAGUAGACGUCGAAUAAAGGUCUUUCAAUUUUAUGUGUAUUAAGCUAACUAUUGUCAAGUGUAUAACUAAAAUUUUUGGAUGUUGCAUCAUGUGUCGAAGACCAAUUUACACUACACAACUUUUGCCCAAAGUCUGGUUUCCUUAGGGUCGUAACGGUCGUAAAGAUCAAUCCUCCUAAAAUAGUAGGUAAUAAUUCAAAUUUUUUGUUUUAAAAACUUCAAAAAAAUAUUCUUACACGUUUAGGGCAGGGCGUUUGGUAGAGGGGGGAGCGCUUUAUAGAGGGUCAUUUGAUGAAUGUUAUAUUUCAUUUUACGUAGUACUGAAUUUUGUGUUAACUUUAUUUUGUCAAGAGCUUCUUGAAGAGGAAAGACGUAGAGAGGAAGCUCGCUUCAAAGGUAAAGCAAAAAAUAAUCCAAUUCCGAUCAUGCUGAUCGGGCAAGGCUGAGGCGGAAAGACUUCGCUGAUGAGAAGUCUUUUAGGAUUACCAAUCCCUCCGCCAUGCCCAUGCCCGUGGCAUUAUAACGACAAACGAACAACAGGAUAAAAGAAAGGGAAUAAAUAAGAAUUCACACAACUGCAUUAAACAUUCUACCAGGAGAAAGACGGUGUCUCUAUUGGUUCUUGUUUAUAUAUUUUAUGCCCAAUAUUAGCUGAUAUAUAGAGGAUAUUACACGGUGGCGCGAAGAUAUGACUUUUAUCUUCGAGUGGUGAAAACAAUAUUUUACGAACGAGCGCAGUGAGUGAGUAAAAUAUUGUUUUUAACACGAGAAGAUAACAGUCAUAUCUUCAAGCUACGGUGUAAUGUUCUGUUUAUUAUAUAGUCCGAAGCAAAAAAUUGUGAAAUUUCACGCUCGAAAGCAAAUUAGAAUUCCCACCGUGGCCAAGCAUAUUUUUCAAGCUUGCCCGGUGUGGAUAUGCACUCAGAGUAACAUCACAAAACAUCAUAUUCACCUGAGUACAUUACACCAACACAGAAAAAUUCAAGUUGGGAAAAGUCACGUGAUCGAUAUCUUCACUAGUGAAGAUAUGGAAAAUAUCUCACUGUAUUUUUCAGCAUCUCACUCUCUACUAUAUAAUAAAAUUAUGUAUAAGUCCGGCAUUAAAUUCUACCGUCGCCAUGCUGAGAACAUUCGACUAUAUUUAAUGUACGGUUGAUACUUUUCCCGAUGGUUCAAUACAUUUCUUGAUUUUAAAAUAUGCGAGUCCAGCAUUGAUGUUUUCCGUAAAAAUCCGAUCAGCAUUCGAAAAAUGUUUACGUUUUAGCUUCUUUAUGAGUGAUUUUCUUCUAGCAAAAGGAAAGCCUUUCCAGGGCGUGCAGGAGUAAUUUUCGAAAUCUAUUUGUUGAAUAAAAUGGUGUUGGUGCAUAUUUUUGGAGGUUUGAUGGAAAAGUACUUUAAUCUGUGCACACUGGGCCUGUGUAAGUGGCUUGUACAAAACAACCUGAUGAUGUCAUCUACCCAAAAUUUAGUAGUCAGGCUAAUAAAAAAAUAAAAGGAGCCAAUUAACAACAGGCGACUUGCACUAAGAGGUCCCGUGACUUUAAUCCUUUUGAAAUAGUAGUUAUGGAACUACAAAUCUACAAUGAACUUACAGAGUGAUGGUUUAAUAAGCAAAAUUCUUGCACGUUUAGGGUAGGGCGCUUGGUAGAGGCAGGGAACGCUUUAUAGAGGGGCAUUUGGUGGAGAUUAUAUUUCAUUUUAUACAAGCCCUGGCUAUACAGGGUUAUAAAAAAAAACGCAAUUCAUCUUUUGUGCUUAAUAACUUUCGAAAUACUAUUUCUAGAAUUCUAGUUAAACGCUUUUAGGCUUACUUCAAAGCCUGUUCUUUUCUCUUUCAAACAAACUAUUAUCCUUGUCUCCAAUGCUAGUAAUAAUUGCACAGGAAAAGAUUUAGUAAAACCUAUCAUUUUUAGUUGCUGUUUAAUUAUGCAAGUUUACUAUGUUAUUGUUUAGUCAGUUUAAAUGUUAGAAUUUUCUUCUUUAAACUUUAAUGUUGUCGUCACUACAUCUGGAAAACCACGUAAGAACAAAUUAAAAGUAUUUGAAAAGAGACCAGGUUGUUUGAAAAUCCUAAACGAAUGCUAAAAAUCGUCAAAACAUUCUGGUGUCUGAGCCAGAGUGUCAUCGAAUUGCGAUGUAAUGUAAACAGAAAUUAUAGCAAGUUGAUGUCAGUCAGCUUAGAUGGUCCAAGCCAAAAUUAUAUCGCAUUUGAAGUUUCAAACUGAGUUAAAAAUACUGGAAGAAAAGCCGUAAUUAUACUUAUUGUUACAAUCCAUUUAAUAAAAUGCAACAUUUUUUUGUUUUAAUGAAAAAAUCAGUUAUUUUCAUGAGAACGAUUUGUUAUUCCAUCUCAAUUUUUUUAAUAUCCAAUCGCAAUAACGUAAAGUAUUAUUACCCGCGAACCAAUGAGUCAAAUCUAAGAAACAACCCACCGUUAGAAAGCUGAACGGCUACGCUUUAAAAUGAAUGUAAACUUUAAAGUUUUCGUCUAUUAUUUGUUUAGCAAUUUACAUUUCAGUCGAGGAUUGCGCUUUUUUUGAUACACCCUGUAUAUAGCUGAAAGCCAUUUUUCACUGUAAUUUUGAAUAUUGAAUAUUAAAGAUAAAUUAAAUGAAAUCAAAUAUCCAAUGAUGGAAUGUUCUCCAUAUCAAAUUUUUUCUAGACUAAAAUACAUAUUUAACGUUGUGUUAGUAUAGGGUUUGAUUGGCUUUGGUUAAAUUUGCUCGUAGCUCGCAUUAGAUUAUAGGUCCACUUGCAGCUCGCAACUGAUCAAUCAGAUCACUCGCAGCUACGCCUAGGAAUUUGAUGCAAGUUUUCCAACCUGGGAAGUAAACAAUUUAAGCAUGUUGCGCAAUGAGACUUUAGCUGUUGCUUUUGCUAACUAUUGUCAAGUGUGUAACUAAAAUUUUUGGAUGUUGCAUCAUGUGUCGAAGGGCAAUUUACACUACACAACUUUUGCCCAAAGCCUGGUUUCCUUAGGGUCGUAACGGUCGUAAAGAUUAAUCCUCCUAAAAUAAUAGGUAAUAAUUCAAAUUUUUUGUUUUAAACACUUCAAAAAAUAUUCUUACACCUUUAGGGCAGGGCGUUUGGUAGAGGGGGAACGCUUUAUAGAGGGGAAUUUGAUGAAUGUUAUAUUACAUUUUACGUAGUGCUGAAUUUUGUGUUAACUUUAUUUUGUCAAGAGCUUGAAGAGAAAAGACGUAGAAAGGAAGCUCGCUUUAUAUAUUUUAGGCCCAAUAUUACCUGAUAUAUAGAGGAUAUUACACGGCGGCGCGAAGAUAUGACUUUUAUCUUCGAGUGGUGAAAACAAUAUUUUACGCCAUGGUGUAAUGUUCGUUUUAUUAUAUAGUCCACGCAAAAAAUUGUGAAAUUUCACGCUCAAAAGCAAAUUGGAAAAAGUCACGUGAUCGAUAUCUUCACUAGUGAAGCUAUGGAAAAUAUCUCACUGUGUAUUUUUCAGUAUCUCACUCUCUUCUAUAUAAUAAAAAUUAUAUAUAAGUCCGGCAUUAAAUUCUACCGUCGUCAUGCUGAGGACAUUCGUCUAUAUUUUAAAUGUACGGUUAAUACUUUUCCCGAUGGUUCAAUACAUUUCUUGAUUUUAAAAUAUGCGAGUCCCGCAUUGAUGUUUUCCGUAAAAAUCCGAUCAGCAUUCGAAAAAUGUUUACGUUUUAGCUUCUUUAUGAGUGAUUUUCUUCUACCAAAAGGAAAGUCUUUCCAGGGCGUGCAGAAGUAAUUUUCGAAAUCUAUUUGUUGAAUAAAAUGGUGUUGGUGCAUAUUUUGGAGGUCCGAUGGAAAAGUACUUUAAUAUGCGCACACUGGGCCUGUAUAAGUGGCUUGUACAAAACAACCUGAUGAUGUCAUCUACACAAAAUUUAGUCCAGGCUAAUAAAAAAAAUAAAAGGAGUCAAUUAAUUAACAACAGGCAACUUGCACUAAGAGGUCCCGUGACUUUAAUCCUUUUGAAGUAAUAGUUAUGGAACUACAAAUCUACAAUGAACUUAAGAGUGAUGGUUUAAGCAAAAUUCUUACACGUUUAGGGCAGGGCGCUUGGUAGAGGCGGGGAACGCUUUAUAGAGGGUCAUUUGGUGGAGAUUAUAUUUCAUUUUAUACAAGCCCUAGCUAUAUAUAGCUGAAAGAGCCAUUUUUUACAGUAAUUUUGAAUAUUGAAUAUUAAAUAUUGAUAUGAAUAUUGAUAUUCAUAUCAAAUUUUUUCUAGACUAAAAUACAUAUUUAACGUUGUGUUAGGGUUUGAUUGGCUUUGGUUAAAUUUGCUCGCAGCUCGCAUCAGAUUAUAGGUCCACUUGCAGCUCGCAACUGAUCAAUCCAGAUCACUCGCAGCUACGCCUAAGAAUUUGAUACAAGUUUUCCAACUUGGGAAGUAAACAAUUAAGCAUGUUGUGCAAUGAGACUUUAGCUGCUGUUUUUUGCUUUGUUUCUGCUUUUAUCCUGCUAAGGAUGGACAAUCGGUAGACGUCCAAUAAAGGUCUUUCAAUUUUAUGUGAAUGGAAAGUCAAGUGUAUAACUAAAAUUUUUGGAUGUUGCAUCAUGUGUCGAAGGGCAAUUUACACAACACAACUUUUGCCCAAAGCCUGGUUUCCUUAGGGUCGUAACGGUCGUAAAGAUUAAUCCUCCUAAAAUAGUAGGCAAUAAUUCAAAUUUUUUGUUUUAAACACUUCAAAGAAUAUUCUUACACGUUUAGGGCAGGGCGUUUGGUAGAGGGGGAAACGCUUUAUAGAGGGUCAUUUGAUGAAUGUUAUAUUUCAUUUUACGUAGUGCUGAAUUUUGUGUAAACUUUAUUUUGUCAAGAGCUUGAAGAGGAAAGACGUCGAGAGGAAAGACGUCGAGAGGAAGCUCGCUUAAAAGGUAAAGCAAAAAAUAAUCUAAUUCCGAUUUUGCUGAUCGGGCAAGGCUGAGGCGGAAAGACUUCGCUGAUGAGAAGUCUUUUAGGAUUACCAAUCCCUCCGCCAUGCCCAUGCCCGUGGCAUUAUAACGACAAACGAACAACAGGAUAAAAGAAAGGGAAUAAAUAAGAAUUCACACAGCUGCAUUAAGCAUCCUACGAGGAGAAAGACGACGUCUCUAUUGGUUCUUCUUUAUAUAUUUUAGACCCAAUAUUAGCUGAUAUAUAGAGGAUAUUACACGGCGGGCGAAGAUAUGACUUUUAUCUUCGAGUGGUGAAAACAAUAUAACACGAGAAGAUAACAGUCAUAUCUUCAAGCCAUGGUGUAAUGUUCGGUUUAUUAUAUAGUCCCAAGUAAAAAAAUUGAUAUUUCACGCUCAAAAGCAAAUUGGAAAAAGUCACGUGAUCGAUAUCUUCACUAGUGAAGAUAUGGAAAAUAUCUCACUGUGUAUUUUUCAGUAUCUCACUCUCUUCUAUAUAUAUAAUAAGAUUGCAUAUAAGUCCGGCAUUAAAUUCUACCGUCGUCAUGCUGAGGACAUGCGGGGGACGCUUUAUAGAGGGCCAUUUGGUUGAGAUUAUAUUUCAUUUUAUACAAGCCCUAGCUAUAUAUAGCUGAAAGCCAUUUUUCACAGUAAUUUUGAAUAGUGAAUAUUAAAGAUAAAUUAAAUUAAAUCAAAUAUCCAAUGAUGUUGUGAUGGAAUGUUCUUCAUAUCAAAUUUUUUCUAGACUAAAAUACAUGUUUAACGUUGUAUUAGGGUUUGAUUGGCUUUGGUUAAAUUUGCUCGUAGCUCGCAUUAGAUUAUAGAUCCCCUCGCGGCUCGCAACUGAUCAAUCCAGAUCACUCGCAGCUACGCCUAGGAAUUUGAUGCAAGUUUUCCAACCUGGAAAGUAAACAAUUAAGCAUGUUGUGCAAUGAGACUUUAGCUGUUGUUCUUUGCUUUGUUUCUGCUUUUAUCCUGCUAAGAAUGGACAUUCAAUAGACGUCCAAUAAAGGUCUUUCAAUUUUAUGUGAAUUAAGCUAACUAAAGUCAAGCGUAUAACUAAAAUUUUUGGGUGAUGCAUUAUUUGUCUGAAGGCCAAUUUACACUACACAACUUUUGCCCAAAGCCUGGUUUCCUUAUGGUCGUAACGGUCGUAAAGAUUGAGUCACGAUCUUUUUCAACAGCUGAAAUACAACUGAAAGUAGGCAGAGUGAUAAUAUAUAGAGAAUAUGUAUGAUUGAAAUGUGGUUUACAGGUAUAAAAACUAUUAUAAUCUGGUUGAUGAGAAAGAUCGUAACUUUAUCUUUUAUGACUGUUACAACCAUAUAUGGAAACCUUUCUUAAAACUGUUGCAUGCAACGUGCUUACAACUUGAGUUGUACUGUGUAAUUGGAGAUGUGUUUGGCUGCAUGAUCAGAUUAAAACAUAUCAAAUGCUCUUUUGAGAGAUGAGGCGAGCCAGCCCGGGUACCCAAGCCGACCUGAUUUAAGGGUGCCCAGGCUGGGAAAUUUUCCAUAGAAACGCAAUGGCUCGGGCUGGCUUGUUUAGGCAGGCUAUAAGUAUUUUGCUCUGUUCACAAGAAUAUAUUGUUUUCUCGUCAGAUUUCGAUCGUGUUUCAUUUUACAUAGUGCUAAAUCUUGUUUUAACUUUAUUUUGUCAGAAGUGGAAGAAUAUACCCGUGCAUAUUCGGAAGCUCUCCAAGAAGGUAAAGCAAAAAAUAAUCGAAUUCCGAUUAUGCUGAUCGGGCAAGACCGAGGCGGAAAGACUUCGCUGAUGAGACGUCUUUUGGGAUUACCAUUCAACAAAGAUCAACCCAGUACCACUGGGAUUGACGUUAAUGUUAUCGAGCUAACAGAACAAAAUGCAGAAGAUCCCUGGAAAAAGAGAGAAGUGAAAGAGUUUAUGGCCAAUGAAGGUGAGGCAAAGACUGUGAUAUACAAAAAAACGGUGGAGUACUUUGAUAGAGGCGUUCAGAGGAAUUUAGAAGGGGAUGCGCCAGAGCCAUUGACGCCAGUGAUGCCAGUGAAGUCAGUGAUGCCAGUGAAGCCAUUGCCAGUGAAGCCAUUAAGCCCAUUAUUAACAGAAGAAAUCUCCAAAAUCAAAUCGCAGAGUUCCACUGUACACGACCAGAAAGAGGUUCUUCGGGUAUUUGUAAGUGACUUUGCUGGACAGUCAAUCUAUUACGAUACCCAUGGCUGCUUUGUGAAACCGCAUUGCCCUUAUGUUUUGGUUCACAACCUUUCUCUGGAGUUUGAUAAACCCGCCGUUCCCAGGUUUAAAGCAAGUUAUGAAAAGAAAGAGAUAGAGAUGAACAAUCCUCAUCUUAAUACCAAUUUAGAUAAUUUUACAUCAUGGUUGAAGCUUUUGCAAGGUUUAGGAGAAUACCAAGAUCAACAGUUCCCUGAUGAAACUGGUCACCGUACUACUGCAGACGGUCGUAAUUUUAAACGCCCACCAGUAUUAAUAGCCUUAACUCACAGUGAUAAGGUGAAAGGCAACGACGCCAAAAUACUUAGCGUAAAGAAGAGAAUCGAAAAUGUCGUGUCUGCAAGUGACUAUGAGAAUGUCAUUCCUGGGGUUUUGCUGAUCGACAAUACAUUGGAAGGCGACGACGGAGACGACGUGCGAAAGCUUCGUAGAGAGCUUUUUGACUACUCGAAUGCAGUCCUUAACCAGGAGAUUUUAAUGCCUGUGAAGUGGCUAAAUUUUGAAGUUGCUCUAAGACAGAAGCUAUCACCAGAUUGCAAGUAUAUCCCAGUUGACGAAGCUAAGCAGGAAGCGGAGGCCUGUGGCGUUGGGGAGUUUGAUCAAGCUAUCAAAUUUCUACACCGCCAAGGUGUGGUCGUACACCACAGUGGAUCCAGCAAGGUUGUAUUGGAUCCUCACUGGCUAAUGAAUCGCUUCACGGAUGUGAUCUCCAUGCCUGGCCAAUUGGAUGCCUUGUCCAGGCACGCUCUUGAUGUCUUUGAACGGAAGUGCAUUUUGUUUCGAGAAUAUCUUCAGACGCUGAAAGACGCGGAACUUUUAGAGGAGCUUAUGCAAAAGUUUAAUUUGAUUUGUUCUUGCCAGCACGAGGGAAAGGCUGCUUUUUAUGUCCCUUCAGUUGCACCAGCUAUGAAACCAGGAAAAGAGUUGGAAGCUAGCAAUGUUCCAUCGCUGUUUGUGACAUUUCCUCGCAAACUUGUACCGAUGGGCCUGUUUACGAAGCUUCAAGUGAGGUUAAUUUCUGAGUGUGAAAAGCGGUUCCCCCAUCAACAAGCCACGCCUUCAUUCUACUGCAACUACUCCUCGCUUCUGUUUAUAAUAGAAGACGACGUGUAUGAUGUUCAUUUAAUCGACCUCCACGAGUUCAUCAAGGUUGCCGUUUUUCCAAAACAAGAUGGCAACCAUUUUAAGUUUGCCAGUCAUUUCAAAGCCACCUUGAAAAAGUGCUUGGACGACCUUAAAUCUCCAGAUCAACUAUUAUUCAGUAUGACCAGCUAUGACUUCGAAGUGAAAUGUACCUGCUGCUUCGGUAAAGAAGAAAGAGAAUGUUCUCGUCAUAAUGCAAUCGAGUGUGAUUCAGACCGUUGUGGGCACCGCCACUUCUGGAAGCUUAGUGACCUUCAGAGAUUCUACAACGAUCAAUCUUUUGUAGUUUGCCGGUCGAACAACUCGACCACGAAGUUUGAGAUAAAGAGUGUAAAAAUUUGGCUCAAUACUGGUAAGUGGCUAAUGCUAAAGGUGUUUUUACUUUGCCCGUGUUCAAAUGGUUAGUUGACAAUUCUUAAAUCAUAUUUAACAAUUAGAUAAAUUGCCUAAUUAUUGAAUAUAAGUUGUAUAAUUUAUUUUAGUAUUAUGGUGAUAUAUCCUUUGUUAAUCAGGCUCAGUUGCUGCAAUCUGAUUAAUUGAUAUAAUAUUAGUGCAAUUGAAAUUAUCGCCAAUUGCACUUGAAUGCAAUUUGAGCAUUAAUUGCAGUGUUUUGUAAUUGUAGAUUGUAAUUGCACACUUUGUUUAGCCAGGAGAAACGAACCUAGUUCCCGGGGUUGACCAAUUGGCAAUUGUAUUCGAUUUAGGCUGUUUUUCCAAAUUGAUUUUGUGAGCACUAUUGACAAAUAAUUUAUGGUUUUGAUAAAUGAAUGCAAAGCCCAGUUGAACUGCAUUCACGACCCAACGUUUUGACACUCAACUCUAGUGUCUUCAAUCUUGACAAUGAAUGCUGUUUUGUUUUCUGUGUUGUUUUAUUAACUGACACAUGGUUUUAUAUCAUACCUAAUUUAUUAAUUUUUUUAUACUUGCACAUUUUUGUGCAAAGUUUAGCCGAGCAGAAGCACGCCCUGAAAAUAUCUUAACACACCCUUAUAAUAAUGUGUAACCACAAAACAGGCUACCAUUGAUAUUCAAAAAUGUCAAAACCAACAUACACUGAACAGCACUCAGGGAAAUUUGGGUGCCCAGGACAAAAAUGUCUUGGCCCCCUCGUGAUUCCAUCUUCUAACACAAUGAUUAGGAGAGUCCGGAGGCAUUGUCCCGGAAAGUUUUGAAAUCUGAGGUCCCAGAGAUGGUGAAAUCCUGCAUUCUGGAAGUCUGUUGAAAGUUAUAUCUAUAUUUAUAUUUUACUGUAAUUUUUAUUUGGGUCUUCCUUUAACUGGGGUCCCAGGGCAAAUUGCCCCCUCCAUCCCUCUGGGCGGCCUUGACAGCACCUGCAGUUACGACAAUCUAAGACAGCAUAGUUUCAUAAUCACAUGCUUGCAGGAAAGAAAUAUUUUUGUGUUGUUUUGCAUUUUGUGAGCUUUAAUUUAAUGUAAAAUUUAAAUCUGAAACGCUUCGUUAAAAGUUGCAGGAAAUCCUUUUUAACAUUUUUAUGUUUCUGUGAAUGUAGUUUUUCUAUGCUUGACACACUUAUGACACGCUAUGGUUUGUCGUGGCUCUAAAAAGUUAUACAAACUUUGCAUGCUUCGUGCACUACUAUGGGGAUAGAGUUAGGUGUCAGACUUAAAUGUACAUAACGGAGAUCACUACUGGAAACAUCUAAGUUUUCAAUACAGUUUUUGCAAUGGGUAUUAAGGCCUGUUUCCACGGGCGUUUUCUUCGGCGAAAUGCGAGAAAUUUCGCGCGAAAUGAAUUAGGUGUAUGCGCAGUAAAGAUAAAUUAAGCUUCGCAAGAAAUAAUUUCGCUUCAGCAGUGUAGAUUUAAGUCAGUUCUAGUCACUGCGAAAGCGGAAAAAGUGGGAAAAUUCAAUAGAAUCACUCAUGUGCAGCCAUCCGUAUUUCGCAGACACAAUUUCUCACGAAGAAUUUCGCCGUCGUGGAAUCAGGUCUUAAACUUAAGUUGUCAUUUGUUUCGCCUCUGGUUAUUCCGGCUCUUGCAAUGGUUGGUCAACUACACGUGCCAUCAUGUUUAUUAAGAGGCAAAAGCCUAUAGGCAAAUUAGGAAACACUUGAAAAUCUUGAAGUUUUCUUGAAUGUUUCGCUGUUUGUCGAGCUUUGGAAACAGUUCUUACGAAGCAAACAUAUUUCCCAAUAAAUUCAGAAACAUAUUUUGUUUCUCCAUGUGAUUUUUUAGCAGAAAUAAUUGUUUCUUGUUUGUCCACUUUCGAGAAGAAGGCUGUAGCAGACAUUGUUUCCUGGUUUGCUCAGCUUCGAGAAACAUGGCUUAGAAACAAUGUUUCAUGGUUUACCAACCUUUUAAAAUAAAAAAAAUUCUGAAGAAAAUUCUAUCUUGUCUUUUGUUAUAGACACCAUUGCUUCACAAAAACCAACACGGAAAAGAAAGAAGCCAAUGUCAUCUAAAGAAAGCUCUAUGUGUAAUAAUAAUCAUCACUAUUAUUAUUAUUAUUAUUGUUUUCCAUAUCUCUGUCCCCAUCUUCAUCCUUUUCCUCAUUUUUGUCUUAAUCCUUAUUCUCAUCCUCGUUUUUAUCCUCAUCCUUAUUGUAAUCUUUAGUGUUGUCGUUAACCAUAUUGUUGUUCUUAUUCUUUUCAUUACUUUUAUCUUUUCAUCCAGGGUGCGAUAAUUCGUACCUGACUGGUACUCUAAUUAUGUUUUUUGCCGCCUACUUGAACUGGUACGACUUAAGACUCAAGGUGUACUUAAUCCUCAAAAUGAAGUCCAUAUAUAGUACGGGUUUCUGAAAGGUAUUCAUUCAGUAACGUAACUACGAGUUAGAACAAGGAGAACAAUUACAUAGUUACACAAACAUACAGUUAACUCUCAUCAGUGCAAUCAUGCCAAGAUAUGUCAGAGUUGCACAUACAAACUUAAAUUGCGGUUUUCAAUACUUUGCGUUUGGAAAGGUCAUGUGGUACCAGCAAAAUGUAAGUACGCAGAUAGCAAGAGUUCCGCGUACCUACACGUGCUACUUGCAUGGUUGAAAACAAAGAAGUACCAGACCGUAAUAUUGGCGUUCUUCCGGUACGUAAGUACGCGAAUUAUCACAUUCUGUCAUCCUUAUCCCUGUCCUCAUCUUUAUUGUUAUUGUUGUUAUAAUUAUUACUACCAUAACUUUGCUUGGUUGUAGGCAACUAUCAAAAUCUUUAUUUUUUGUUUUUUCCUUUUAUAACAAAAAAGCCAACAAAGUUCGAAGACUGAAAAAGCGUGGUAAAUCUGUCGAUAUGAUUGCUUUGAAAAACAAAGAUGACGAUGAACCAACCAGCACAG